This is a messenger RNA of Aspergillus versicolor CBS 583.65, 867 nucleotides long. Its product is annotated as RTA1 domain-containing protein. Bases 1 to 867 code for a protein of 288 amino acids. Gene Ontology annotation, cellular component: membrane. The record is from RefSeq and is a predicted model, not a curated record. The transcript is spliced from 3 exons. NCBI's taxonomy places the organism in Eukaryota, Fungi, Ascomycota, Eurotiomycetes, Eurotiales, Aspergillaceae.
AUGGCCGAUGCAAACAUCGACUUCAAGCUCUACAGAUACACCCCAUCGCAGGCCGCAGCAGGGCUCUUCGUGGCCUUGUUUUCCCUCACAACACUCUACCAUGCCUAUCAGAUAGGAAAGGCACGAGCAUGGUACUUCACCGCAUUUUUGCUGGGGGGAGUCUUCCAGAUAAUCGGCUACAUCUGCCGUGUAAUAGCGCACAGCAACAAGGAGUCGAUCCCAGUUUACAGCAUUCAGGCCAUCCUGAUUCUGCUUGCCCCGCCGCUCUACGCCGCGUCGAUUUACAUGGUGCUCGGCCGACUGAUCACCUUUUUGCGCGCAGAGCACCUGAGCGUGGUUUCCGUACGGUGGAUGACCAAGAUAUUCGUGAUCGGAGACGUCAUUGGCUUUCUCUGCCAGGCUGCAGGUGGCGGAAUCAUGUCCAGCGGGACCAUCGAGAACUACGAGCUCGGCGAAGAUGUUACAGUGGCCGGCCUCGCAGUCCAGCUGACCUUUUUCAGCGUCUUCAUGGUAACAUGUGGGAUCUUCCACCGGCGUAUUCGCAACAAUCCGACCGAGCAGGCGAGUGCACUUGCGGCUUGUCUUCGCUCAAAGACAGCCCGGACAUGGGAGACCGUGCUAUAUGGACUCUACACUGCGAGUAUUCUGAUCCUGGUCCGCUCGAUCUUCCGCCUUGUUGAAUAUGUGCAAGGGAACGCCGGCUAUCUGAUCAGCCACGAGGUGUUUAUGUAUGUCUUUGACGCGGCGCUGAUGUGGCUCACGAUGGUGGCUAUGAAUGCUGCCCAUCCGUCGAUGAUUCUCACGGGCUCGCAGAAGGACAGGAAUGCGGAGAUGCAGGAGAUUGGCCCAGAGGAAGGGCUGGUUUAG